Prunus avium (sweet cherry) is the source of this 1476-nucleotide messenger RNA. Its product is annotated as putative F-box/FBD/LRR-repeat protein At4g03220. The record is from RefSeq and is a predicted model, not a curated record. Gene Ontology annotation, molecular function: protein binding. Lineage: Eukaryota; Viridiplantae; Streptophyta; Magnoliopsida; Rosales; Rosaceae.
AUGGAAACCAAAGCUGCAAAGAAGAGAAGGCUGAUAGAGGAAGAAAACGAACGCAAUGGGCGAGGCAGGGACAGAUUCAGUGAUCUUCCAAAUGAAAUAUCGAACCACAUAUUCUCCUUCUUACCCAUGAAAUCCAUCGCACAAGUAAGUUUUACAUCGAAAAGAUGGAGAUCGCUGUGGGAUUCCUUUCCUAUUCUCGACUUCUCCGAGGUCUGUCCUUUCACAUCCCAGGUAUUUCAAAAGAAAAGCGUUGGCCAAAUUUUUGAUCACCAAAUGAGCGCAAUGAGGUUUAUAUCCUCAGUAUUGUCUGGCCGCCAUGAAAACUGUGAUAUAAAGUCUUUUGCUUUUUCGGGUUAUUGGAAUUCUGUUCGUUUGCAUGACUGGAUUCCUUGGUUGGUGAAACAUAGGGUUGAAAACCUAGUUCUAAAGUUCUGUUCGAAUAACGUGUUUUGUGGUCCAGGUCCGCCACCUUCAACAAGUUUAGGACUAGAACUUGGGUUUUCGUCUUCUCAUGUGAGAGAUGCGGGCGGUCUCCGCUCACUUCGAACUUUGUCCCUAACUAACGUGAAUUUAUCCGAUGUGUAUGGUGAUUUAUUCUCAGAUUUUUCAUUUCCUUUGCUUGAGAAACUGACUAUAGAGUCUUGUAGAAGCAUGAAUCAGCUCAGAAUUUUCUGUGAAAACCUCAAGGAUCUACAAGUUUGCGGAAUGGAAAUAAUUUGCCUGGACAUAUCUGGAAUGGGACUAGAGAGAUUGCUUUUCAAACUUCAUUUAACAAGUGUCAUCAGCAAUAGCUGCGUAAAAAUUUUCGCUCCCAAUCUACAAACUUUUCAAUGGGGGGCUGAUGAGGUUGCUGAGAAAGGUUUGGUACACUUCUGGCUUCCAGUCAAUGAUGCCAAAUUGAAGACUCAUACUGUAGUCAUUCUUUCCGCAUUAUCCCAAGCUGAAAAACUUACUAUAUCCUUUCAGUUUCUUGAGAUUUUAUCGAAAAAAUAUUUCGAAGGUGGUCUACCAUUUUCAUUUGUGAACCUCAAGACUUUGGAAAUUAUUACUGCUGGUUUGAGAAAAUCGGAUUUCCCGGGUAUAGCAUGCUUAUUCAAGAGCUCUCCCAUAGUCGAAAGGCUCAAAAUUGUGAUAAGUCCUAUUCAUAGACCACAGGAUGAUAAAUGGAACGACAUCUUGUUGGACAAUGCCCUCUGGAGUGAAGAGCAAUUCUGGGAAUCUCAAGCUCAAACUUUGAACUCCUUCCUUUGUCACAUUAAGGAGGUGGACUUUUCCGUUGUUACGGGCAUAGAUGAGACUGUGAUAAGUGUUGCUAGGUUUUUACUUAAACAUGGAAUAGGCUUGCAAGAAAUGAACAUUUGUCCGCAGAACUGGAAAGCCUAUCAACAAAAUCAACCUGGAUGGCAGGCUAAAUUCAAGAUAAUAGAGGAACUGCCGCGGGCAUCGGAGGAUGUUCAAAUCGUAUGGUUAUUCUAG